Phialemonium atrogriseum is the source of this 1946-nucleotide messenger RNA. Its product is annotated as putative vhs domain-containing protein. Gene Ontology annotation, cellular component: actin cortical patch. The coding region runs from base 367 to 1680 and encodes 437 amino acids. NCBI's taxonomy places the organism in Eukaryota, Fungi, Ascomycota, Sordariomycetes, Cephalothecales, Cephalothecaceae. The record is from RefSeq and is a predicted model, not a curated record. Gene Ontology annotation, biological process: actin cortical patch localization; endocytosis; actin filament organization. Gene Ontology annotation, molecular function: phosphatidylinositol binding; ubiquitin binding. The transcript is spliced from 6 exons.
CAACAGAUCAACGCAUCGUGAGGCUGCGAUAUGGUGAUUGCUUCAUUCCUGUUUUCUCAACCAACCGUAUGUCAAGCAAGUCAACGUUCACUGCGUGCUACCCCACCAUCUACCAACAACCUACACGCCAUCGAACCUUAUCAGCGGCCAAGUACCCAGCCCUAUCUCCUUUUGAUGCUCUCAUGAUCAGCCCUGCAGCUAGGGGAAAACCUGAGUGCCCAUUUGGUAUCCAUAAUUGCCAUCUAUCUUUCCCUCAUCCAAGAUCAGGCCUCAGCGCUGGAGCCUGGAGUCCGAAACAGGUACUCGCUAUACGGCGUUAUCAGUAACUCCCCAUUUGCCUAGGCCUAGUCAGGUUGAGAAGGCACCAUGUUCUCUCAGAAGAAGCCGUAUUCGGCGGUCACUGUGACCAUUGAGCAGCUGACCAGCGAAGCUUACGAGGAAGAUGACCUUAGUGGGAUCCCGGACCUCGUGGAAGUGAUCAAGCUUCAAGCUUCGGGGCCGGCAGAAGCCGCCAGGGCAAUACGGAAGAAGCUGAAGUACGGAAGUACACAUCGGCAGCUCCGUGCCUUGACUUUGCUUGAUGGACUUAUCCAGAAUGCCGGGCCUCGCUUCCAGCGAACCUUUGUGGACGAGCCAUUGCUGGAACGCCUGAGAGUGUGUGGGACAUCGGAUCUCUCAGACCCAGAUGUUAGGAAAAAGUGCUCCGAGCUCUAUCGCAGCUGGGCGGCCGAGUACCAGAACACGCCUGGCCUCGAGCGCAUCGCCAAGCUCUACAAGGAACUCCCACGGCGUAAGCAAGUCGUCACUCAGGAGAGGUCCAAGGUUCUGAAAGAGACCGAAAAUCCAUUUGGGGACGAUGAGGACGAGCCGCAGUCCCCUCAAGCAAGCUCCUCGCAGCCGGGCUCCCACGGCCGGAACACUUCCCUGUCAGGGCCACAGGUCACCGGCCAGGUACAGUCAUUCAGUUAUAUCGGCAAAGACAAGAAGAAAAAGGACAAGAAGUCCAAGAAACGCAAGCCGUUCGAUCUUGAAGCCGAGAAGGACAAGAUGAAAGUCACCAUUGCGGAGUCGUCCAUUGCCUCCACCGAUCUAAUGAAUGCCCUCCAAAGCAUCAAUCGAGAAGAGGAACGCAUCUCGGAGAACCAGGUCGUGGUCCAGCGAUUCGAGACCUGUAAACACCUGAGAAGGAAGGUGCUUCGUUACAUCCACCACGUUGAAUCCGAGCAAUGGCUCGGCGGCCUCCUCCACGCAAACGACGAACUCGUGCUUGCUCUCAUGACUUUCGAACAGCUGGACCGCUCUAUUGACGCAGACAGCGACUCCGACGAUGACGUCGCCGAGCAAGCGCACCUCUACCGAAUGGCGACCGAGCGAGCCAAGGGCAAAGAACCCACCUCCCCCACCAGCGCCUCGCCGCACAGCCCGCCGCCCCCCCCGGACAUGGCCGGCCUGAGCAUCACCGGCAGCCCGCCGCCCAAGCCCCCGCGGCCGUCGGCGCCGCCGCGGCCCUCCCCGCUCUCCAAGCCCUUGGCGCCGGCUCCCGUGCGGCGACCCGCCGCCGCCGCCGCGGAUGAUGACGACGAGAGCGAUGGCUACGCCGACGAGGACGAGGACGAUCCGUUUGCGGACCGCAAUGCCGUUGUCACGCCUAAGCUGGAGCGGGAUGAGCCGGGGUGGUGAGGUUGCGGUUCCUUGGGUCUGUUUUGGGGGAUGUUUCCUAGUGUGGGAUUGUGUGCUGGAGGAGAGGAGGGAGGUCAUACCUUUCGGUAAAUACCUAGGUAGCUCUGCUUUGGAAGGGACCCCAUGGCUCUGUUGAACUUUCGACGGCUGUGGUUACCCAGAUUUGAAUUUCACAAUAUAGCUGCACUUCACUGUCCUGGAAGAACACUGUAGUCUACUAUGAAGCCGUCUACGAAGGCAGGCAACGCAUUUCUUUUUAUUUACCC